AAAACUGUUCAGGUUGUUGCAGACCGUCAAGAAGCAGAAGCAACAAUGAGUCUCUCCGUAAAAGACAAGGCAAUCAUCAAGGCCUUUUUUGGCAAGAUUCGUGGCAAGUCCGAGGAUGUUGGCAAGGAGGCACUUUCCAGGACGUUGGUGGUGUACCCGCAGACCAAGACCUAUUUCGCCCACUGGAAGGACCUGAGCCCCGGUUCUGCCCAGGUCAGAAAGCACGGUGCAGUCAUUAUGGGAGGCGUCUUGAAUGCGGUGGAGAAUAUGGACGAUCUCAGUGCUGGUCUUCUCAACCUCAGCGAGCUGCAUGCCUUCAUGCUGCGAGUCGAUCCCGCAAAUUUCAAGAUCAUCAACCACAACCUAUUAGUUGCGCUUGCCAUGCUGUUUCCGGAAGACUUCACCCCUGAAGUGCACGUGUCUGUGGACAAGUUCCUGUCCCAACUUGCCCUGGCCCUGUCUGAGAAGUACCGUUAAAGAAAGAGAAAGAAGACCGAUGCACGUUUUAUUUCUUGGUAGUGACAACUAAGAAAAAAUAAAAAAACUAAAACCUA
This is a messenger RNA of Esox lucius (northern pike), 554 nucleotides long. Its product is annotated as hemoglobin embryonic subunit alpha-like. Gene Ontology annotation, molecular function: oxygen carrier activity; peroxidase activity; heme binding. The record is from RefSeq and is a predicted model, not a curated record. Gene Ontology annotation, cellular component: haptoglobin-hemoglobin complex; hemoglobin complex; blood microparticle. Gene Ontology annotation, biological process: hydrogen peroxide catabolic process; oxygen transport. The transcript is spliced from 3 exons. NCBI's taxonomy places the organism in Eukaryota, Metazoa, Chordata, Actinopteri, Esociformes, Esocidae. The coding region runs from base 46 to 477 and encodes 143 amino acids.